Messenger RNA from Eimeria necatrix, 2574 nucleotides. RefSeq lists its product as hypothetical. The record is from RefSeq and is a predicted model, not a curated record. Lineage: Eukaryota; Apicomplexa; Conoidasida; Eucoccidiorida; Eimeriidae. Bases 1 to 2574 code for a protein of 857 amino acids. Gene Ontology annotation, cellular component: mitochondrion. The transcript is spliced from 9 exons.
AUGGUCAGCGCAUUGCUGCAGCGCACUGGGAUGCUCAGCAGCAGCAGCAGCGGCGGCAGCAGCAGCAGCAGCAGGUUAGCUCGCGCGGCAGCGUGGAAGUGGGCAGCUUCGUACACCACCGUGCAUCUGUUGCCUCAAGAGCCAGCAGCAGCAAAAGCCGCAACAGCAAAAGCAGCAUCAGCAGCAAACGCAGCAGCAACCGCAGCAGCACGAAGGGCUCAGCCCUUCACACACAAGCCCCGCCUGCCUAAGUCUGCAACUAACAGCAUUCUGCAGAGCUUUCCAAACAGAAGCAGCAGCGAAAAGUGUUUCUGCGCCAGCUGCAGCAGGACUCUGCUGCUGUGCAGCCAUCCUCUGCAUAAUGGGGCACCAGGAGAGGGCAUGAAGGCCAUUUGCUACAUACCUUCACUGCAUCCCACGAAGCCUCCGUGCAUCAUUUGCCCUUCCAGAGGCAAAAGCAGCACGAGCAGCAGCAGCAGCAGCAGUUUCACGAGCGACCGCUGCAGCGGCAUUAGGAAUGGUGGCUUGAGUAAAUGGGAUGGCAUCUCACAGGCUGGGAAAUCACAUGAAGCAGCAGCAGCACCACCACCAAAACCAGGAAGCCACCCUAGUAGUAACAGAAAGAGCAGCGUCAGCAGCAGUGUUGGCAACAAUGGAUACACUCUGGCCAGAACUUCAUUUGCUGCUGCUGCUGAGGGCGCUGCUGCGGAGGACGGGGCAGCUGCCUCCCGCAGCACUGCUGCUUCUGGGGAGCCUGAGUACAUGACCAGCGAGUGGGUCAUCAGCACAUGUGAUGCAGCAGCAGCAGCAGCAGAAUCCCAGAUAGAAGCAGUCAAAGCAGCAUUCGCGGACGAAGCGAGAAAAGCCGCAGCAGCAGCAACAAAGGAGGAGGCAGAAGUUGCUGCUAUUGUUGCAGUUGUUCCUGCCCCUGUGGCUCCUCAGUGGAUCUUUCGCCGGCCCGCAGACUCAGUGGUUUGGUUGUGCCCUAGAAAGGCAGCAGCUGGUGCUGUCUCAGCUGCUGCUGCAGGAAAUGUAGUGUGUCCUGCAGGGAUAGGGCUGCUUGUUCCCGGGAAGCUCGGCAGCAGCAGCAGCGCCACAACAGCAGCUAAUGCUGCAGCUAUUGGCUGCAUCGAUAUUGCUAAGGCUGCAUUGGCUGGGAGUGCUGAGGAUCCAGCUUCGGCGCAGCGUGCCGCUGCAGCACAAGAGCCCCCUGCUCCCGACCAAGCUGAAACUGCUUCCACACCACCUGCAGCGGAGCAGCUGAAAUCCAAAGGGAGGCGAGAUGAGGAAGCUGAUCAGCAGCAGCAGCCACCAGCAGCUGUAGGGGGGCCCGCGCGGCCUUCUUCGCAGCAGCUGUGGAUGCUGGUGCUAGCUGGAAGUAUUCCCUUUAUCGGUUUUGGGUUUGUUGACAACUUCGUCAUGAUCACCGCUGGAGAUAUGUUUGAUACGACGCUCUGCGUGUCUCUUGGUCUUUCCACGAUGGCUGCUGCAGCACUUGGUAAUUGGUUAAGCGAUUUGCUUGGAAUAUGGAUGGGCUCUUGGAUUGAGUCUUUGACGACGAAGUUCAAGGGCAUUCCUCGACCGAACCUCACGAAGGAACAACUUGACCUUCCCCUUUCACGUCGUUAUUACUAUUUGGGCUCCGCCAUUGGCAUUUCUCUUGGCUGCCUUCUUGGAAUGGUCCCUUUGCUGCUGCUGGACACGAAGGAGGGUGCGCGGCUAAAAACACAAAAGGACGAAGAGAACUUUAUCUUUGUGGAUCUCAUGCAGGAGCUUGAAGAUUACAUGCAGGCGGCGAAGGUAGUGUUCUAUAGAGUUGACAUGCAGAAUAAAUGCUUUCGCACCGUCCUCAACGGCAAGCCUCUCACGCUACCGUUGGAUGCAGGUAUUCCUGGCGAGGCGUACAGAACAGGUAAACUUGUCAACUGGAGACCCCCGCAAAAGGAGAAGCUCAUCGAGCCCCAAGGGGGUGACCCCUCAAUUGCAUGUGCGUUGCAUCAACAGCAGCAGCACCUCGAACAAGCUAAGGAGCAGCAGCAACAGAAGCAGCAGGUGCGAAGCCGAAAAUCUGUACAGCCUGAAGAGCUGCAUGCCCUGGCGGCCCAUCUGCAGAAACAGCAGACAGAAGAAACUGUACCGUUGCCUCAUGAACAGCAGCAACAGCAAAGAGCAGCCGCCGCUUUCCUGACAGGCAAAGGCGCAUCAUUGUCUCCCCAGCAGCAGCAACAGCAACAGCAACAAACUCUUGCAGAUGCUUUGGUGCAGCGUGACACUGCUCCAGAGCAGCUUACUCAAACCGGCAUCGAGCAGGCAAAUCAACAGCAGCGAGAUAGUUUGUCGUUUCUGGCAAAUAUUCCCCCAGGGAAUACUUUAACUCGGCGCCUAGCAGCAAAGCAGAUUUUGGGUGCUCCUGUUUUUGGCUUUCAGGGUGAUGUCAUAGGUGUAAUCGAAGUCAUGGAUCCUGUGGGCCGUGCUUGUUUCUCUCGGGAGGACUCCGAGUUUCUUAUUUCUAUUUCUUCGCAUUUGGCAGUCGAAUUCGAAGGCAAACAACACAUGAAUAAAAUAUUGGAGUAA